CACAUCGCAUAUUGUAAAUUUGUAACUGAUGAAAAUGGCGUCUGUUAACCUGUGAUUUGCACGGUUAUUGUUUUCGCGAAGAGAACAGACGUGUUUAUUUGUAUUACAUGAUAUUUUUUUUUAAAUGAUGGCCGGUAAAAUUUGGAAUUCUGAUUUAUGGAAAACAUGGGAGAAACAAGGAAGAGGCGAUUUCUUCAAGUUAAUCAAGCAUACAUUCAAGGAAGGCCAAACAUCAGAAUGGAAGCGAGGAUUGUACGAACUAAUUUCACAGGGCGUUCGAGGUGUCGUGAAGAAGGAAAAAGUAGUCGAGGCAUUGGCUGAAAUUACUACCAUCGACGGAGCAUUCCCAUCUGCAAUUGUAGAUAUUUUUACUUUGAUCGAUUCAGAAGCGCAGAAUGAGGAAAGAAACGUUUUUUAUUACAUCGUCAAGGAAUCAGAAAAGUUUUUAACAGAUCGAAUACUGAAAGAAAGAUUAGAAAUCGACACACUUCAGGAUGUUGGGACAUUAAAAAAUCUCAAUUUUCAGACUAAAUUCAUCAAAGUCAAGACGAAACUUUACUACAAACAACGUAAAUUUAAUCUUUUUCGUGAAGAAAGCGAAGGUUAUUCAAAAUUAAUUGUAGAAUUAAGUCAAGAGCGACCGGAAAGUGAAGUGGCGUCUACUUUAGAGAUUGUUAAAUCCCUUAUUGGAUAUUUUAAUCUCGAUCCAAAUCGAGUAUUAGAUAUUUUAUUGGAGACCUUUGAGAAACGGCCACAGGACGAUGGACUUUUUAUUCCAUUGAUACGCUCGUAUAUGAGCGAUCAACAAGUACUUUGUGAAGUAUUGGGUUUUAAAUAUCGUUGCACGGCAAAUUCGACUCCCUUUUCAUUACAAAGAGUCACGGCACUUAUGCUUCAGCAUGAAGUUAUUAAACUUGAUGAUAUUUGGCCGUGGCUCGUGCCCGAUGAUAAGACAAUUAUUCGCGAUUGUGAUAUUGCAAUGAAACAAGCGAAGGAAUAUGUUAGAAAAAUGAGCAUUAUCUCAACAAAGGACAAGGAGGAUGUUCCAGAAGAGAAGGACAAUUCUCAGGAUAAAUACUCAAACAAUCAGAAAUUUGGAUUAUGCGAAGCGCUUUUAGACAUUGGAGCUUGGGAAGUCGCUCAAAGUUUAUUCAACAGAUUACCAGAUUAUUCCUUCACCGAUCAGAAACCAAUUGCUCUUGCUUUCUGUAAAAUUAUUCAGUCGCUGAUUGAACCAAUUUAUCGCAAGUAUUGUGUGAUCUCACCGAAAUUACCAGGAAGGAAAAUUCCUCCACUGAAGAGUCAAUUGGCACCAAAGCCGAUGCAAUCGCUGAAUCAAAUUCAUGAUCAAUUAUUACCAAUGCUUGUGAUUCUUGGACCGAAUCUUCAUCACGAUCCGAUCCUUAUGUAUAAAAUAAUGCGAUUGUGUCAUUCGGCUAUAAAGCAAAUUUCAGUGGACUCGAAUCGACAGCCAGUUGACAAAACCAAUAAUCUUUAUUAUGACAUACUUACAAUUCUUGACGUUGCACUGCUGCCGUCUCUGUCGUUUAUGGACUGCAAUUGUUGCGUCGCGGAGGAAAUUUGGAAUAUUCUCAAACAUUAUCCAUAUCAAAAUCGUUAUUGUUUGUAUGCGCGGUGGAAAAAUGAGACUCCACUUCAGCAUCCGGCUCUACUGAAGAAGAGGGCCGACGCGCAAAAGAAAAUCAAAACAAUCAUGAAACGAGUCAGUAAGGAGACAAUAAAACCCGUUGGAAGAUCAAUUGGAAAACUCACACAUUCAUCGCCUGGUGUUUUGUUUGAUUAUGUCCUCAUUCAAAUUCAACUUUACGACAAUCUUAUUGGUCCAGUUGUCGAUUCCUUGAAAUAUUUGACAAACAUUUCUUACGAUGUAUUGGGAUAUUGUCUUGUCGAGGCAUUAGCUGGAGCCGAUCGCGACAGAUUUAAACAUGACGGUACCAGUAUUUCCCUCUGGCUUCAAUCUCUCGCCUCUUUUUGCGGCGCAAUCUUCAAAAAAUACAAUAUCGAAUUAUCCGGUCUCCUUCAGUACGUAGCUAAUCAGCUCAAAGCACAAAAAAGUCUUGAUUUAUUAAUUUUGAAGGAGAUUGUGCAAAAAAUGGCAGGAAUUGAAGCUGCUGAAGAAAUGACUCCCGAUCAAUUAGACGCAAUGGCUGGCGGUGAUCUUUUGAAAAAUGAGGCUGGUUACUUUAGUCAAGUUCGUAAUACGAAAAAAUCAUCACAAAGAUUGAAGGAGGCUCUCGGUGAACAGGAUUUGGCAGUGGCACUUUGUCUCUUAAUGGCGCAACAAAAACAUUGCGUUGUGUAUCGAGAAACCGAUAGAUCUCAUCUUAAACUUGUCGGCAAAUUGUACGAUCAGUGUCAGGAUACGUUGGUUCAAUUUGGAACAUUUUUGGGAUCGACGAUGACUGUCGAUGAAUACGUCGAAAAAUUGCCUUCAAUUCAUUCCAUGUUACAGGACCAUCAUAUACAUUCGGACGUUGCAUUUUUCCUCGCCAGGCCAAUGAACGCUCACGCUAUUAACAUCAAGUACGACUCGUUAAGAAAGGCAGAUCCAAAUUACAAGAAAAUGUCAACGGCUGUGAAGCAGGCGAAAUGGGCCGAAGCAGCGCAAACAACAAUGGCACCAGUUGCACUGUCGGUGCGACCGCUUCACCCACUCAAAGUCUGGGAAGAUAUAUCGCCACAAUUUUUAGUCACAUUCUGGUCAUUGCAAAUGUAUGAUUUGUAUGUGCCAGGCGACAGUUAUCAACGGGAAAUAAAUCGAUUGAAGCAACUUGCUGCUCAAGUCGCCGAUUCCAAGGAUAUUAAUGCUGGUAAAGGCAAAAAGGAGCAAGAAAAAUUCACAACAUUAAUUGAAAAACUUCAGGACGAGAAGAAAAAGCAAGAAGAACAUGUGGAAAAAGUGUUUGCCUAUUUAAGACAAGAGAAAGAUUCGUGGUUUUUAUCGAGAAGCGCCAAGUCCGCCAAGAAUGAGACGAUAACGCAAUUUUUGCAAUUGUGUCUCUUUCCACGAUGUACAUUCACAACAGUGGACGCAAUGUAUUGCGCUAAAUUUGUACAUACUAUUCAUUCGCUUAGGACCGCGAAUUUUUCCACCCUUCUCUGUUACGACCGAAUUUUCUGUGAUAUCACUUACUCAGUGACAUCGUGCACUGAAAAUGAAGCCAAUCGGUAUGGAAGAUUUUUGUGCGCCAUGUUAGACACUGUGAUGAGAUGGCAUUCAGAGAAGGCAAUAUUUGAUAAAGAAUGCAGCAAUUAUCCGGGAUUUGUGACGAAGUUUCGAGUUAGUAAUCAAUUUUCCGAAGCCAAUGAUAUGGUGGGCUUUGAAAAUUAUCGACACGUUUGUCACAAGUGGCAUUAUAAAAUUACAAAGGCGAUUGUUCUUUGCCUGGAUUCCAAGGAUUACGUACAAAUUAGAAAUUCAUUGAUAAUUUUGAUUAAGAUUUUACCGCACUUUCCUGUUUUGGCGAAACUUUCGCAAAUUCUCGAGAGAAAAGUCGAAAAAGUGCGCGAAGAGGAGCGUGGUCAGCGACAAGAUUUGCAUGUUUUGGCCACUUCAUACAGUGGACAACUAAAAGCAAAAACACCGAGUAUGAUACGCGAAUCAGAUUUUCAUCACGUUGGCGAUAAGGUGGCGAAAUCUCAAGAACAAUCGGCUCCAGAAACAGAAAAAGUGAGUAACGGUGUUUUACAAAAGGAAGUUUCAAACGGCGAAGCACGAGUCGAAAAGGAAAAUAAAGAGAUUCGUGAAAAGCGAAAUAUGAUUCAAAUUCACCAUGAGAGUUUGGAAAAGAUUCCAAAGGAAAGUUCAAAGAAAAAAGAGGAGAGUAAAGAUACUCAAGAGGCGAAGGAGGAAAGAAAGAUAAAGAAGGAAAAGGAGGAAAUCAAAGAGGAAGAACCGAUUGAGAAGAAGGAAAGAAAGCAUAAGUCUCAAGAUGAUUACUACAAUAGUAGUAUGGACAAUUUGGACCGAGACUUGUCGAGUGUUUCAAACAGUAGCGGAAGUUCCGGUCCAUCUCAGGAUGUAUCUGAAAAAGUUAUAAUGCCCGAACCAAAACGAAGAAAAGCCGAAAGUUCUGUUUUAAAGGAAACUAGACGAGCUGAAAUAUCAGUUGAGAAAAAGGAACGUUCCAGUAAAACCAAAAUUCGAGACGAACAAAAGGAAAUGCGUAGGGAAAAGAAAAUUGGCCGCAAGAGAGAUCGAGCUGAAGAUAUUGUUCCAGCCGAGCAAAAACGAAGAAAAGAUGACGAACGCGCAAAAACAACUCACCAAAAUGGAGAUAUUCCUGAGCAUCGAGAGAAACAUCAUUACAGCAAGGAAAAGUCGCCUUAUACUAAAGAAAGACACGAGCGAGAGGGACGAGAAACCAGAGAUAAACAUAGGAGAAAUUCAGAUCCAAAACGAAGAUGAUGCACAACAAUGGAUGACGUGUGACUUACAUUUUUUUUAAGCUACGUUUCAAUGUUGUAUGUAAUUUAAAUUAGAUUCGGAAACAAUAAAAAUUAGUGACAGAAUCGACUUAUUUGUAUAUUACGUCUUACGUUCAAUUUUUAUACAAUAAAUGUAUUUGUCGAAAA
Messenger RNA from Leptopilina heterotoma, 4596 nucleotides. RefSeq names its product THO complex subunit 2 (gene tho2). Gene Ontology annotation, cellular component: THO complex part of transcription export complex. Gene Ontology annotation, biological process: mRNA processing; mRNA export from nucleus. The transcript has 29 exons. The coding region runs from base 125 to 4429 and encodes 1434 amino acids. Lineage: Eukaryota; Metazoa; Arthropoda; Insecta; Hymenoptera; Figitidae. Gene Ontology annotation, molecular function: mRNA binding. The record is from RefSeq and is a predicted model, not a curated record.